Zymoseptoria tritici IPO323 is the source of this 651-nucleotide messenger RNA. RefSeq lists its product as uncharacterized. The record is from RefSeq and is a predicted model, not a curated record. Bases 1 to 651 code for a protein of 216 amino acids. The transcript has 2 exons. NCBI's taxonomy places the organism in Eukaryota, Fungi, Ascomycota, Dothideomycetes, Mycosphaerellales, Mycosphaerellaceae.
AUGCACUGGUCGCCUGGCCGCACAUCUGGCCGUGUUUCUGAAGCAUGUCAGAUUUGGUUCCCAGAUCAUCACCCCUACCUCAUCGAAAAUUCCCGGAGGAAAAUGUGUGAGCCUGACCAGACGGUCCAGACCAGAGAAGAGGUGCAUAAGACAAUUGCUGAGUUGGAGACUAGGCCGGCCAUACCACAUCUGCUGAGCAACCUCGUGCUAGACACUCAGCAACCGAAGAUCGAUCCAGAUACUGUCAGCUACGCAUACUUGAUGGUGUUUGGGGUGGCCAGCUACACGGAUCGUCCGUUGGCACAUGCCGAUCAAUUAUGGUUCGCCGUCCAUAUGCCCCCAGAUGUAUGGACUAUUCACAAGGUACAAGUCUCUUCUCCCAUAAGGCGGGAGGCUGGAGGGCCGGUGAUCCUUCCACGAAACUUGAUCCGGCCGAGACUACGACCUCUAGAGCAGCCACACGCCGAGCGUCUCAACCACAAACGGAUUCCAAACGCAAUGCUGGACUGGGGUCAACCAGCUCAAAUCAUGUCCCACACCACCUCCAGCCGCAUUCCCUCGGCUCCUCGCCUUGCGAUUGGUACACAAUACAACAUUAGAGCUUUCUACAGCUCUCUAUAUGCCUCCCCUAUCAUAAACGAGACGAUCUAA